AUGAGCAACAAGACAAUAGCUAUGAAUACUACUACUACUACUGCAAAUAAUCCCACAGCCACCACCCGGAUCACCACCAUCAUCAUCAUCACGACCAUGUACGGAGGACCUCCUGGGUACAGGGCACUCCACAAAUCCCACCCCUUCUCCUUUGGCAUCCUCACCUACUGCUCCCGGCCUGGGGAUGACAGCUGGAACCAGAGCUGUGGGACCUUCGGGUCCCUGGAUGAUAUUCCUGACUUUGCCUGGAAGGUCUCGGCUGCAAUUCUCUUUGGAGGAUGGCUCUUGUUGGCCUUUAAUGCAGUUCUCCUCCUCUCUUGGGCCCUGGGCCCCCAAGGGCUGCGUCCCAGAAGGGCCAGUGGCCCAAUGCCACGGGUGCAGGCAGCGGCAGCCACUGCCACCAUUAUGGGCCUGCUGGUUUUCCCCAUCAGCCUGACCUCCCCAUUCGCCAAGCAAGCCUGCGGAGCCUCCUCUCUGUACCACGGUGGGCAGUGCCAACAGGCUGCCAUCCUCAAUGCAGUCCCAGCCAGCUUCCUGCCUGUGAUUGGGUGGCCCCGCAUGACCAAGGUCCAGGGGAGGAUCAUCCUCUUCUCCGGUGACACCGAGCAAAUCAUCCUCAUGCCAGAAAGGAGCAAAUAA
Messenger RNA from Odobenus rosmarus divergens (Pacific walrus), 639 nucleotides. RefSeq names its product transmembrane protein 211 (gene LHFPL7). Lineage: Eukaryota; Metazoa; Chordata; Mammalia; Carnivora; Odobenidae. The record is from RefSeq and is a predicted model, not a curated record. Gene Ontology annotation, cellular component: membrane.